Messenger RNA from Lachnellula hyalina, 1632 nucleotides. It is a transcript of the gene acu-8, whose product is annotated as Acetyl-CoA hydrolase. The coding region runs from base 1 to 1632 and encodes 543 amino acids. Gene Ontology annotation, molecular function: acetyl-CoA hydrolase activity; acetate CoA-transferase activity. NCBI's taxonomy places the organism in Eukaryota, Fungi, Ascomycota, Leotiomycetes, Helotiales, Lachnaceae. The transcript is spliced from 5 exons. Gene Ontology annotation, cellular component: mitochondrion. The record is from RefSeq and is a predicted model, not a curated record. Gene Ontology annotation, biological process: acetate metabolic process.
AUGGCUUCUUCGGCGGUCCUCAAAGCGUCCGCAGCUCUGAAAUCUCGGGUCCGCCGGCCCUCUAUGCUGAACAAGCUCGCACAUCCUGAGGAUUUGAUACCAUUCUUCCCUAAUGGCGCGUAUAUAGGCUGGUCGGGGUUCACUGGAGUUGGGUAUCCAAAUUCCCUUUACACAAAUGCUAAUCACGCUCUGGCCAACAGGAAAAUACCUACGAUGCUCGCAGACCACGUCGAGAAGAAUUCACUUCAAGGUCAACUGAAAUACUCGCUGUUUGUGGGGGCGUCUUCUGGCGCGGAGACAGAGAAUAGGUGGGCUGAAUUGAAUAUGAUUGAGAGACGGAGUCCGCAUCAGGUUGGCAAGCAGAUUGCGAAGGGGAUCAAUAAUGGUGAUAUCAAAUUUUUUGAUAAGCAUUUAUCCAUGUUUCCGGUGGAUUUGGUCUACGGAUUCUACACCAAAGAUCGGCCAAACAAGAAGCUGGAUGUUGUUAUUGUUGAAGCGACUGCGAUUACAGAAGAUGGAGGCAUUGUCCCAGGAGCUUCAGUGGGAGCUUCACCAGAGUUGAUACAGAUGGCUGAUAAGGUCAUUAUUGAAGUCAACACAGCUACGCCAUCCUUCGAGGGCCUUCACGAUAUCACAAUGACUGAGCUUCCACCUCACCGAAAACCUUACCUGAUCAUGGCUCCCGAAGAUAGAAUCGGAACAACUUCUAUUCCAGUAGACCCGGAGAAAGUUGUUGCAAUUAUCGAGUCGGAUUACCAAGAUCAGACUCAACCAAAUGCUCCAGCAGAUGCUACAUCCAAGGCCAUUGCUGGUCACCUGAUCGAGUUCCUUGAACAUGAAGUGACACAUGGUCGUCUUCCCAAGAAUCUCCUUCCAAUCCAGUCUGGUAUUGGUAACAUUGCAAAUGCAGUGAUUGGUGGACUUGCAGAAUCCAAAUUUGAGCACCUCAAAGUGUGGACUGAAGUCCUACAAGACACUUUCCUCGAUCUCUUCGACUCGGGCCGCCUCGACUUUGCAACGGCAACAUCGAUCCGCUUCUCCCCCGAAGGAUUCAAGCGUUUCUACGACGGUUGGGAACAGUACCACAACAAGCUCCUUCUACGCUCCCAACAAGUCUCUAACAACCCCGAAAUCAUCCGCCGUCUCGGCGUAAUCGGCAUGAACACCCCCGUCGAAGUAGACAUCUAUGCGCACGCCAACAGUACAUGUGUCAUGGGCUCUCGAAUGCUCAACGGCCUUGGCGGCUCCGCAGAUUUCCUCCGCUCCUCGAAAUACAGCAUCAUGCACACGCCCUCUACGCGACCCUCGAAGACAGACCCGCAUGGUUUGUCGUGUAUCGUGCCCAUGUGCACGCAUGUCGACCAAACGGAACAUGAUCUCGAUGUCAUCGUAACAGAGCAAGGUCUUGCUGAUGUCAGAGGAUUGAGUCCGAAGGAGAGAGCGAAGGUUAUUAUUGAGAAGUGCGCGCAUCCUGAAUACAAGCCGAUUCUGGAGGACUAUUUCGCGAAGGCAGAGUUUGAAUGUAUGAGAAGAGGGUGGGGGCAUGAACCGCAUUUGCUGUGGAAUUCGUUUGAUAUGCAUAAGGCGCUGGAUCAGGAGGGGAGUAUGAAAAAGAUUAAGACCUGGGGCUAG